AUGAAGAGGGAUUCAAAAUUUUACACUGACAGAUAUAUGAAUUAUUGCAAAACCUUGUAUCAUUCAAGAUUCAUAGAGUCUAAAGAAAGAGAGUAUAGAAAACAGAAUCCAAUUAUCAGACCAAAGAAAACACCUUAUGAAAUGUUGAGCACUGAUUUUAGUAGAAAACUAGUUGAGGAAUACAAAAAGGGAAGAAAAAACUCAAAAGCCUUCAAACCAAAACCGGAGGAAAUAAGGUUAGAAAGAGAAAGAAAAUUGGAAACAGCAAAGGAAUUAUAUUUAAAUGAACAAUUUGUUGAUGCAGCUGCAUUGUUUAAGGAAUGUAUAAAAGAAGAUAUGAAUGGACCAGAAGUUUAUAAUAUGCUAGGAGAAUCACUUUGGAGAGCUGGGAAUUAUCAAGAAUCAAUUGAAUUCUUGAGUGUUUGUUUGGAAAAAGAUCCUUUUGUUUCAUCUGCAUACUUUGUAAGAGGAGAUUGUUAUGUUCACUUACAAGAUUUUGAUCAGGGAAGAAGAGAAUUUGAGAAAUAUUUGAAAAUUGAACAUCCAACAAAAACUGUCCUGGUCAGUCUUGGAAAAUGUUGUUCCACAUUACAAGAUUUAAAUGGAGCAUUUGACAGUUUCAACAGAAUUAUCAAUGACGUAGAUGAUCAAGAUCCUUACAUUUAUUUUUUAAGAGGUGAUGUCUUGUCGCAAUUAGGUUAUCUUGACGAUGCUAAGAAAGAUUUUAAGAAAAUUAGAGAUUUGGAUCCUCAAUUUUGUGCUGAAUACGAGAAAACAGCUGCAAAUCAUGAAAAAAAUGGAGAAAUUGAGGAUGCCAUUUCUAUCUAUGAGGCUCUUGUAAAAGUUAAUUCUGAUAGCAUUGAAUAUUUGAACCAUUAUGGACAUUUGCUUUUGAUCAUUGGAAGAAUUGAGGAUGCAUUGUUUGCAUUCUCAUCUUGCAUUGACAAAAAGCCGCUAGAUAAUCCACCUCUAUUGGUGGAUUCUUAUGUCUCCAAAGCUACAAUCUUAAUGGACAGAAAUGAAACAGACAAAGCAAUGUUCUGCCUCAAUAUGGCAAUUGGAGAACUUCCUGAUGAACCAGCCCUUUACAAAUCGAGAGGAUCAUGUUUUUUAUUAUCUGGCUCUAUCAAGGAUACAGUGGAAGAUUUUGAAAUGCUGUAUCAAUUGGAUUCUUCCAAGCAAUAUAUCGACGGUUUUGUGUACAAAAUAUUGGGAGAAUACUAUUUCAAUGUGGAAAAUAAUAUUCAAUUAUCACUGGACUACUUUAUUGAGAGCUUCAAGAUGGGUUAUCUUGGUAAAUUAUUUAAGACAAAAGAGGAGGAGCUCAACAGGGCCAAAAUUGGAAGUUAUACAACUUAUCUUAUUGAAGAAACUAAAAUUCAAUACAUUUGUUGUUUGCUCAAUUCCCAAAAUAGUAAAGAUAGAAGUGAGAGCCCGACAGAGACUCCUGAAGAAGAUAAAAAAAAAGCUCCACCUAAGAAAGAGGUAAAGAAACCUGUUCUCGUUUCAUCCCUUUUUGAUCUCUCAUUGAAUACCUUCAUUAAGAAAUAUGAUGGAUAUGUACAACAAGAAAUACCAACAAUCAACACUAAGGAUGUAUCAAGAAUGUUAAAACUUUACAGAGAACGAAAUGGAACAAGUUUAGUUCCUCCAAGAAGCAGUUCAAAGAGUGCAAGAAAGUAA
Molecule: messenger RNA, 1683 nt
Organism: Naegleria gruberi
Lineage: Eukaryota; Heterolobosea; Eutetramitea; Acrasida; Naegleriidae
Exons: 1
Coding region: 1-1683 (560 amino acids)
Cellular component (GO): mitochondrial outer membrane
Molecular function (GO): protein binding
Source: RefSeq, a predicted model, not a curated record